Molecule: messenger RNA, 1608 nt
Organism: Phoenix dactylifera (date palm)
Lineage: Eukaryota; Viridiplantae; Streptophyta; Magnoliopsida; Arecales; Arecaceae
Product: AT-hook motif nuclear-localized protein 20-like
Cellular component (GO): nucleus
Molecular function (GO): DNA-binding transcription factor activity; minor groove of adenine-thymine-rich DNA binding
Source: RefSeq, a predicted model, not a curated record
GUUGAAAGAGAUGGAGGAGCCGGGGGGGGCGGAGGGGAGACCGGGAGAGAGAUCCUUCCUAUCAUAGUAGGCCUUCAGAGUUGUUUUCUUCUAGUCCAAGAAAUAGAGUAAUUCUUUCUACUUUUGAUUCCUUAUCUUGAACGUACUCAGCUGCUCCUGGCAAGGAAGAAGAGCAAAGCACCCAUCUUCCUCCCAUAGGGCAAAUAUAGAGAUUUGUAUAUAUGAGUGAAUUUAUAGGCAGAGAUUAGAAAAGCCCCUCGUUUACUUGGGAGCUUCCUUUUAUUAUAAUUAUCUUGCUCUCUUGUUCUCCAAAGGUUCGGCUUCGCUUAAAAUCUCAGACGUCUUUUGGGGUUUUUCUCUAUGCAUAAAGAGAAGAAUGUUCAUCUGAUAGAAGUAGAAACGUAAGAAGAGGAGAAACGAGAAGUCACCAUCGAGAAACUGGCGAAUCGUUGGUGGACCGGGCACUUUGGGCUUCCCCGCGGGGUUGAACCGGCGUCCCCCGGUUCCUCCGGCCCCAGGGAGCUCAACCAGAUGAUGCCCCUAAAGGAAACCGAUCCCGGCACCCGAGCUGAUGGAGAGGAGGAGAGAGACAACAGCGACGAGCCGAUGGAGGGCGCCAUCGAGGUCGCGACCCGCCGGAGCCGUGGCCGCCCUCCAGGCUCCAAGAACAAGCCGAAGCCCCCCAUCUUUGUCACCCGCGACAGCCCCAACGCCCUCCGGAGCCAUGUGAUGGAGGUGGCUGGUGGCGCCGACAUAGCUGAGUGCAUAGCACAGUUUGCACGCCGCCGGCAGCGCGGCGUCUGCGUCCUCAGCGGCACCGGUGCAGUAGCCAACGUCACGCUCCGGCAGCCAGCUGCGCCGGGAGCGGUCGUCGCGCUGCGCGGCCGCUUCGAGAUUCUUUCACUCACCGGCACCUUCUUGCCUGGCCCAGCCCCGCCGGGGUCCAGCGGCCUGACGGUGUACCUGGCCGGUGGGCAGGGCCAGGUGGUGGGGGGAAGCGUCGUCGGUUCGCUCGUCACGUCGGGGCCUGUCAUGGUGGUCGCUGCGACGUUCGCUAACGCCACCUACGAGCGGCUGCCGCUCGAGGAGGAGGUGGAGGAGGAGGAGGAGGAGGAGGAGGAGGAAGGGCCAGGCAGCAGCGGCGGACAGCUGCCCUGCAGGUCGCCGACGGCGAUGGGGGCUGGAUUGGCCGACCCAUCUUCGCUCCCCAUCUACAAUUUUCCUCCAAAUCUGCUCCCUAAUGGCGCGCAGCUGGACCACGACGCCUUCGCAUGGGCUCAUGCUCGGCCCCCAUACUAAAACCGAGGGAAAUCAAAGGGAAGGAAAAGGAGAAGCAGGCAAUCUCAUGUCCAAGCCCCAGCUUUGUGUGCAUGAUACAUAAUGGGUCAUGAUGGAAUACUCUUAUGGUGAGCUUUUUAUUUAUAUUUCCUUCGAUAGCGUGAUGUGCAGGAGUGGUGUUAAUAAUCAGUUUAUUGCCCUUUGUGGCUGACAUAAAGUAGCCGGAUGUUAAAGAUCCGAUGUAUCCUAGCUGUUGGAGAUUUGAGUUUGCCUGUCUCAGCUCUUUCUUUUCAUCAUGUAUAUAUUAAUCAGUGAACCCUUAAAUUUCCA